Molecule: messenger RNA, 2694 nt
Organism: Aphanomyces invadans
Lineage: Eukaryota; Oomycota; Saprolegniomycetes; Saprolegniales; Verrucalvaceae
Exons: 2
Coding region: 19-2529 (836 amino acids)
Biological process (GO): glucan catabolic process
Molecular function (GO): beta-glucosidase activity
Source: RefSeq, a predicted model, not a curated record
AAUAUCAGCACUUGCACCAUGCGCGUGCUGGUUGGCGCGAGCAUGGGAGCGCUGGCCGUGUUGGGCCAUCCUGCGUUCGUCGAUAUCGGCGUUGCGACUGCCAAGGCCAAGGCAAUGGCGUCGAGCAUGACGAUCGCCGACCUCCUCGGCCAAAUGAAUCAAAUCGAAGUCGGCGCGUUCACGUACGACGAUUGGGACAACGACGGCCAAAAAACCAUCAACUCGUCGCUUGUCGAAGACUACGCCAAGCACAACGUCGGCGCGUACCUCAACUUGGUGCCGAAUCUCGCCGAGUGGGGCCGGCCGCUGUGGAAUGCGUCGCAGUAUCGCGCGCUCGUCGCGACGCUGCAAGAUGCACACGUGAACCGCAGCAGCACGAGAAUCCCCAUUUUGUACGGAUUUGACUCGACCCACGGCGCCAACUACAUUGCGAACGCAACCUUGUUUCCACAGCCCAUCAACACUGGCGCCACGUUCAACGUCGAGCUGGCUGGCGCCGUCGGCAUGUACACUGGCCGCGACACCCUCGCCGGUGGGAUGCCGUGGGUGUACAGCCCAAUGCUGGAGGUCAUUCGUCACAAACACUGGCCGCGCAUGUACGAGAGCUACAACGAGGACAUUGUCGCGGUGUCCGAGCUAGGCCGCGCCUACAUCGCCGGGAUGCAAAGCCAGGGCGUGGCUGCAUGCUUCAAGCACUUCAUCGGAUAUUCCGACCCGACGGACGGCAACGAUCGCACGGAUGUGGUGCUGUCGAAGCACCAAGUGCUCAACUAUUUUGUGCCGCCAUUCAAAGCUGCGAUCGAAGCAGGCGUGCUGUCUGGGAUGGGCACGUACGUCGGCUUGAACGGCGUCCCCAUGGCGGCCAACAACGUCACGUCCAACUUGCUGCUCCGCCGAGACUUGAACUUCUCGGGACUUAUGGUCACCGACUGGGGCGAGAUGUAUCUGCUGCACGAUCCUCGCAAACUCGUCCCGUCGGAACUCGAAGCGACUGCGGUUGGAAUGAACCGAACGACGUACGACAUGGUGAUGACUCCUCACGACAUGAGCUUCAUCAAGUAUGGCCGCCAACUUGUCAGCACCGGUCGGUUGGCCCGAGCACGGCUCGAGCAGGCGGUGAGUCGAAUUUUGACGCUCAAGUUUGUCCUCAACUUGUUUGAGAACCCGCUUCCAGGCGCCGACCUCGUCGACUUGGUUGGCGACAACGCCAGUCGCGCCGCUGCCAUCGUCGUGGCGCAGGAAUCCAUUGUCCUUCUCAAGAACGACGAUCACGUGCUGCCGUUGGGACGCCCACCGACUACAACGACCACCAACCACACAAUGAGUCUAUUUCUUACAGGGCCGUCGAUCGACAACAUUGGGCUCCAAUGCGGUGGCUGGUCCCUCGCGUGGCAAGGCAUCGACGGCAAUGCCGCGUUUCCGCAUGGCCAGUCCAUCCGCCACGCCAUCAACGCGACCGUGCGUGCUUGGAAUUUGACCGCGGCUUCGACAGACACCAUCGCUGCCAACGAGAACGGCAUCCCCCGACUCGACCACGUCAACGUGACGUUCCUGCAAGCCAUGGACAUUUACGGCAACUUCACCUCGAACGAAUCGCUCCAGGAAGCCAUCGCGUUGGCCAGCACGGCCACACAUACGAUAGUCGCGCUGGGCGAAAGGAAUUACGCCGAACAGUUUGGCAACAGCGACCCGCAGGCCCUGCCGCCUGCCUUCGUGACGUACGUCAAGGCGUUGGCUACCACCAAGACGCGCAUCAUCCUCGUGGUGGUUGCGGGCCGUCCGCGCAUUUUAAACGGCCUGGCAGAACUUUGCCAUGCUGUCCUUUGGGCAGGCUUGCCGUGCGAAGCCGGCGGCCAAGCGAUUGCCGACGUCCUCUUCGGCCGCGUCAACCCUAGUGCCAAGCUCCCUUUCACGUACCCCAAGACGGAUGGCCACGUCAACUUGGCGACGCCGUACUAUUAUCGAUCCAACGAUGUCGGUAGCACCGCGUGUGUCCGGGGCGGGAAAGAGUUUUCGACCGACUGCGCGACGGAAUACCCGUUUGGCGCCGGGCUGAGCUACACCACGUUCGACUACACCAACAUGCAAGUGACGCCGACGACGCUGACGUCGGACGCGGCGGCCGUCGUCGUCACGGCAUCUGUGGUCGUGACAAAUACGGGGCGGGUCGCGGGGAAGGAGGUCGUGAUGCUGUUUGUGUCGCCGCCGCCGUCGCUGCACAAUGAAACGGAAACGCGACUGCUGAAAAGGUUUGCCAAGAUUUGGCUCGCCCCCGGCGAGUCAACGGUCGUCCGCUUUGACAUCACCCCGUCGGAUUGGGGUUUCUACCACAACGAGUUUGGCACGGGGCUGCGGAAAACCGCUCCGUCCGGGUCGUACGUCGUGCAUUUCAAACCCACGACCAACUGCGCCGAUCCGUCCACGUCGCUGUGUCAAACAGUUCGAUGGGAGAACCGGUCCGGUGCCGCCGCGGCUUGGAACGCCUGGCACUGGGUCGUUGCCGUCCUGGCGUGGGUUGCGGCGCUGUAGUUGAUCACGUUGGUAGAACGAAACGUAUUGCUGCUCCUCGUCGUCGUACACCCGGAAUAGAGCAGGCGAUGCCGAGUCGACUCCCCCCCUCCUCCUCCGACCAUGGUAAACCGCCGCGGGUUGCCACGACCAGCACACAUCGCACCGACAGGGCACCACGGCAAC